UGCUGCACAGUUAUUUUUCCAAAGCUCUCGAGUGCGGUUCGAAUGCGGAAGCUUAUUGCAAACAAUAAUAAUAAUAACAAACGUAAUUUAAACAAUUAAUCAAAACGCGACGAUCGAUGAAUAUCUUGGUGUCGCUAUUGCAACUGCAGUAGAAAUACACACAACAACAAAAAUGUUUGUUUAAUUGCCUGCCAGGCGACAACGAAGUCAAGCCCAGCCAAGCCAAGCCAACAACAAGUGAAUUAUUGUACUUAAUUUUAACGUACAAAUGUCAGUGUUUGCGUGUGUGCGCGUAGUGUCAGUGUGUGCGUGAGCGGCUUUAUCAAUUGCUCCACAUAAAAAGUUUUUCAUUGAAGUGUUUUGACAGCAAAGAAUUCGAAUUCCAGCAACCUAUCAAGAAGAAGUAGGAGAAGAAGCAGCACAAACGAGAGGAAAACAGGGAGGCAGCUUAAAACGUAUUUUGCCCACAAUUUAUUUCCUGCCUUCACUUCACUUGCAGCAGCCAGCAGGCAAGCCAGUCAACAGAGCGAAAGAGAUAGCCGGAGAUCGCCAGAAAGAGAGGCCAAAUCGAAUCGGUUGACGACGGCGGAGGUUUGACAAUAUGUUGAGCCCCCAUAAUGAAGGAAAUUGAUACGGAGACAACAGUAGUAUGGCCAGCCUGGUGUUAUUCCGGUAACGCACCCACCGACAUACUGCAGCAGAAGCCAGCCAAGGCCACCACCGCCAUUGUGGGCGGUCGCAGUGCAGCCCAACCGGCGACCCACGAGGACCAGCAAGCGGCGACGACCGCUACGACAGCCAACAAGCGGAAGCAUCUCGAGCGGCUGGCCAGUGAUCUGCGUCAGCUGGGUCAGAAGGCCAGGAGGAGCCGCUCGGUUAGCCCCAGUAGAUUCCCCAACGCUGUUGCGGAAACGGCCAAAAUGCUAAGCGAACGAUCGCUGCUGCUCAGCGGUUAUGGGGCCAUCGAGAGCAGUGCCAAGAAGCUGAGUGAAGCGGCCACAGGUACUGGUGGUGCGGUUAGUCAGGCCGCCACGCCUACAACCACCCAUCUGGGUGCACCAGCCUCUUCCUCAUCCUCCUCGCUCUCAUCGUCCUCCGCCACAACGUGCACCACCAAUACCAAUGCAAAUUCGGCAUCGGUGGCUGCUGCGGCUUACGCCGCUCUGUUCCUGGAGAAGGUCAAGCAUGAGAAGAUGGAGAAUCAUAAGGAUGCUCCUAUGGUCACCAUACACAAUAACAACAACAACAACACUAUCAACAACAACAACAGCAACAGUAGCAGCAGCAUUAGCAACCAUCAAUCGAGUCAGCCACAAAACAACAACAACAACAACCCGCAUCUGGGCCACAACGUCAAAAGGGAGCGGCUCAGUCCAGGGAGCAACAGCAGCAGCCACAACGGCGAACUCACCGUCAGCUCAUUUGCCAGAUCUCGCAGCGCCACGCCCUCCUCGUCAUCAUUUCGCGGUUCCGGCGGCGGUGGUGUCUCCCCCAGUCAGCAGCAGCAACAACAACAGCAGCAGCAGCAACAACGCCUCAGUCCGCCCAGUGGCCCAUUAACGGCAGCAGCAACAACAGCAACAGGCGCAACACACAUGCCGCUGCACAAUUUGUCUACGAAUUUGCUAAAUAGCAUUCAGCAACAUCGCAGCAGCAACAGCAACAGCAGCAGCAGCAACACAGCCAAAACAGAGGGUGCUGCCACAACGAAUGCCACGGAUUUCUCCUCCCGCAACUAUUCGGACUUUAUGCGAUGCCUGGCAGCCAAGUACAACAACACAAAUCCCAAUGACAACAAUGCAACGCGACGCAAUUCCUACUUCGACGGCGGCAACAAUAGUGCUAGCACUUCAGCGACAGCGGCUAGUGCAGGAGGAGGAUCAGUAGGAGCAGCCACCUCUGCCCCAAGCACCGCCCUCAAGUCGGCCAGCAGCACCAGCAGCACCAGCAGCAGCAGCAGCAAUAACAACAACAACAACAACAGUUGCAACACAAUCAACACUGCCAAGAAGCUCUCACCAUCGGCCACAUCAGCUGCAAAUGCUGCUGCCAUCAGCAGUCUGCCCAAGGAGGCAAAAGUUAGUGUGGCCGGUGGUGGUGGUGGUGUGUCAGGUGUGGGUGUUGGUGGGGCAGCAGCAGCUUCUGGUUCGUCUAUGUCGCAGCUAGCCCCACCACCUGCUGCCCCAUCGCCUACGGAACAGGCCAAGAACCAAAUGGCCGCCGUGGUGGCAGCAGCGACUGUCUCGCCAUUUAUGAGCAACUUUCUGCCCUUCGUGCCCCCGUCUGGCAUUUUCCCGCCGCUGAUAGACAUGAGUAGCACCCAAGCGCUGCUGACGCUGGCGCGUGCUGUUAAAGAUGUUGAAAUCCAGGAAAUUCUGCGCAGCAAACAGCAGCGAUCCGGGUCGAAUGCCUCGUCGCCGAGUGCGAGUGCGGCGGGCACGCCACGUUCCAGUUCCACUCUGAAUGCCGCACUGCAUCAGGCUGCCCAAUUUGUUACACCCGCGCUGAUCUACUCGGCCCAGCUGCAACAGCAGCAGCAGCAACAUCAACGCCAGCAGCAGCAGCAACAGCAAUCGCAUCACGCUUCGCGGCAGUCUAGUCCACGUUCCACCAACGAUUCUUCGACAGUGGCGCCCAUCGGUGGCUCCUCAAUUGCGUCGGCGGCGCCAUUGGAUUUGAGCUCCCAGCCGCCGGCCUCCAAGCGUUUUAAGGCCGAGCGUCGUGCCAGCUCCACGGCUACAACGGCAACAACAGCGACCACAGGCUCAUCCACAUCCACACCAUCCCCGCCACCGUUGGAACAGCACGACGAUAUCAAUUCUGGUAACGCGGGUGCAGGAACAGGAGAAAAUUCGGGUUCGCCAACGGGAUCAGGAGCCGGAACAGGAGCUGCCAAGGCCAGAAGACGCUGUCAGGCGCAGAGCGAAGAGGUUAACUCCUGGUCGGUGGACGAUGUGUGCGGCUUCGUAGGCGGAAUUGAUAUAUGCGCCGAAUACGUUCAGUCAUUUCGUGAUCAGUCCAUCGAUGGCACUGGCCUGCCGCUCUUAACCGAAGAUCAUUUGGUUAACUCGCUGGGCAUGAAGCUGGGGCCGGCUCUCAAGCUGCGCUCCAUAUUGGCGAAGAAAUUGGGCGGGCCGUGCCCGUGUGUUGCAUGCGUUGCGCAGGCGCAACAAAUGCUGGCACUGCAAACGGGUGGGGCAGCACCAGCAGCAUCAGCAACACCAGCAGCAGCAGCAGCAGGAGCAGGAGCAACAUCAGGCACAACUAGUUGCAGCGUUAAGUCGGAGAUCUUUAAUGGCGGCAGUAACGGCAGCAGCAGCAGCAGCCACAGCAAUCAGGGCAGCGAUAUCGCAGCUCCGCCAGCAACAGCAAACUCGCCCAGCAGCAACAUGUUGCUGCCAGUGUUGCCGUGCAGCGCAAUGCACGACGCCAGUUAGUUAUCAGCGGUCCACAUACAUAUUUAUGCUAAAUAAAUUGCAUUUCAACUGCAAAAUUGCUGUACCAAAUGAGCUUUCAGAAAAAAAAAUAAGAAAAUACACAAACACAUGCAAGCAAAUCGGAGUGGAGAGAAUGCCCUAUUGUAUAAAUUAAACCAUAAAUAUGUAAUUUAAUGGCUAGCUAAAGUUGUAAACUUUAAGUGAAAACAACAAUAAUCGCAAAGUCUUCCAUUUGCACACACACACACACAGACACACAGAGACACACACAAAUCAUAUUUGUAUAACAUUAAUCAAUUUAUUAGUCAAUUUAAUGAGAGAGUUUUCGUUUACGUACUUAAGUGCAAAGCGCAUUUUGCAUUGAUUUUAUUUAUUUCUAUGACUUUUUCGUUUUUAACUGCUAGUCAGUAAAUAUAUAUUUAAUAGAAUUCCGCGAAAUGUGAAGCAAACUUAAAAAUAUAAUUUUAUUGUUUUGCAAAUCGAAGCAAAAGGCUAUUUAUUUUUAUAUAUCCUACGAUACGGCAGAAUUGUUAAAACCCCAAAUGCUUUGUUCAAAUUCUUAUUAAUUUAUGUUUACUUUUUCUGCGGCCAUGCACAGAGGAAUUCAAAAUUCAACUUUAAGAACUAUGCAUCCUUUUAAGAGCUCCAAGACUUGAAACACACACCAUACACACACACACAAAAUAUAUAAAAAGAAAACAAGAAACAAGCAAAUAGAAAACGUAUUUUAUAGCUCCAUUGUACAUAUUGUUUAUUUAAUUAGUUGUAAGUCAUUUAGAGAGACACAGAAACAUUUUCUAACAUCUAGGCCGUAUGCAAUGAACUUAAAGAAACAGAAGCAUAUUCCUACGAAAUAGGAAUGAAAAUGAACUUGAUUAAUUAUAUACAUUUAAUAAACUAUAGCUAUUUUUCACAAGCUGAAGCAAAUAAAUUAUACCAGUUAUCAUAUAAACAAA
Molecule: messenger RNA, 4393 nt
Organism: Drosophila eugracilis
Lineage: Eukaryota; Metazoa; Arthropoda; Insecta; Diptera; Drosophilidae
Gene: Samuel
Product: platelet binding protein GspB
Cellular component (GO): PRC1 complex
Molecular function (GO): protein binding
Source: RefSeq, a predicted model, not a curated record